Molecule: messenger RNA, 577 nt
Organism: Aspergillus sclerotioniger CBS 115572
Lineage: Eukaryota; Fungi; Ascomycota; Eurotiomycetes; Eurotiales; Aspergillaceae
Exons: 2
Coding region: 155-445 (96 amino acids)
Source: RefSeq, a predicted model, not a curated record
CAAACCAAGCACCCGUGUUACAGGAUGUCGUAUGCUUUUCAUUAUUUCAACGUCAACGAGGAAUACUACUCCGUAUGGCAGUGGUUCUGUGCUGCCCGGUGAGCAACCACGACGCCAUCGCCGACCGUAAUGUAUCCACAUCCACAUCCAUGCCAUGCACCUGAGACAUUCAAAGCCGUGUAAUACUCUGGGGGAACCAACCGAGUGGCCGGUGCAACAAAAAGGAUGGAAACUUCGAUCUGCGCGGUUGCCCGCCGGUCCAGCCAGUGAGCGAAGACCCUUUAGGGGCUCGCGGAGGCCGGCUGCCCCACGGGCCGCGUGUCCUUUCCACCCUCUCCUAUUCUGCCAUUGCAGAUACACUAUAGAUACCUACACUACACUGUCCUCCGUAUACCUAGUGUUAGCGCAUGCCUCGACUCGAUCAGUUGGUGUCGUCUUCAGGUGAAACUAGGGUCGUCAUGGUCACCAAAUGUGGGCCAUUCAGCUUGUUUGUGGAAGGAGCACUAACAGACUAACAGUCUAACAAAGACAAAGUACAUACCUACAUCGCACGCCAUCCAGCACUAUACAGUACAAU